AACCUUCAGGAGGCCAUUACACACGUGAAAGAGUUGGAAGGGUUUCUGGUGGUCCUGAAGCGCGACCGCCUCGCUCACCAUGAUUACAGCUAUAGGAUACGGCAUCUUUAACAUGUACCUUGGUUACGAUGAACGAAGGAUAAGGAUAGAUGAUUAUGGAUUUGAUAGCAGCAUAUACCAAUUUAGUAAUUUAUCCUAAAUUUUAUCCACCAAAAGAUAUGUCAAAGUAGGUACAUUAACAUAAAACGAAAUAUCUAUCCUAUGGCGAGAAUCAAGGCUACAGAGUUGAGUGGUCGCACUCUGGCUGGAAUAACCUCCGGCCACACACUAUACAUACGCAAAACAGACGUAAUUUUGUCUUUGAGUUGCGGAGACGCCCAUAGGAAGAAGAAUCAAUUUAUUUUGAUAGCAUUUAAAUUUUUUAAGGAUCUCAACGACAUCAUCUUACAUGCCAGUGACGUCAUGAUGCUGACGAACAUACUAACAAAUCUGUUUACCGGAUACGUUGACGGUUAUUCCUAUCGUCGUGUAAUACUGGAUCCCUUCAAGAUUUUCUCUAGAUAUUUAAAAUCUUGGCUGGCGCUGGAUAUACUUUCUGCAGCUUCUUUUUUGCCACACCUACUAAACAUUCAGAAUGUGACACACCAAAUUAUUCUAACUAGCUUGAAGAUCCUGAGAAUACCUCCGCUCUACCGAUAUUUAGAAAAUAUUAAUAGAGCCUACAGAAGCGGGGUAAGUAAAGGUUUUAUAGGUGUUUUUUCUUCAAGAUUUACACGCGAACAAAGUGAUUUAGCAGAAUUCUGCGAAUAUGGCUGAAUUAAAUCUCCAAUUAAGAGUCAUCAGCAGUGCCGAAUUAAGCUAGAGCGGGCCCGUAGCAAAAAACACAACACAACUAAUCUAUGACUUAAUUUUAAUUUGUCAGUUUAUGUUUAUACUUAAAAAUAUGACUUGACUAUAGAAGCGGCGCUUAUUUUAGUUAUUGCAUUAUUUAACACUAACUUGAAAAACAUUAUUAUAUCAAGCUUCUCCUUGCUGCGGAAGACUAAUUAAGCUGUUGGUCCCGGCUGCACUGCAGUCGCCAACACCCACCAUUCCGCUAAGGGCCCGCAUGGAUUUUCUAAGCUGAUGGUGAAGCGAAAAGUUUUACAAGAAAUGGCAAUUUCAAAAUUUCUUUAUGUUAAAUGAAAACUUCAAUUUGAUUGAAAUAAAAAAUUCAAUUGUAGCGUCGCCGUAACGUACGAUGUUUUAUUUAUUAAACGUAGUUUUUUAGGUUUUAUUGAAAACAUGCCAGGAAAUUCUAAUCUCUCUCUACGUAUAUCUAAUGUGGAGUGUUUUUUUCCAAUUCUCCAUUGAGUACGUCGCGGAGAAGUCUUUCCACCCAAAACAUCCUCGGAAUUGCUCAUGGAUAUACAAGGCACAACUAUGGAACGCCUCUACGACCGCCCGUUUUAUCUAUUCCUUUCAUAUGGCAGUUGGAUUAUUACGAAAACAUACAAACACAAGAUUUUUCCAACACGGGUGCUACUUGGAAAUAUUCAUAAUGAUAUCUUGGAUAUUUGGCAAGGAAGAGCGCAUUUUACCGUGCGUGUCAGGCCAACUGCGUGAAGACAUAAUAAUGCACACUGGCCGUCAGCUGCUCCGAGAGCUGACCUUUAUGAAACACCUUCCGAAGAAACUUCUAUUGCAGAUAAGCUUUCAACUCAAGCUGGUAAUAUUUACCGCGGGCGAUAUCAUUUACAAAAUAAAAGAUUUAGGUGAGUGCGUCUACUUCAUAGACAAAGGCACCGUAGCCGUUUAUUCAGAAUCUGGAAGAGAGAUCUGUCAUCUAGAAGACGGUGAUUUCUUCGGAGAAAUAGCGUUGGUUUUAAGAUAUAAAUUUCGUACAACGUCUGUGGUGGCAGUAAGCAACUGUGAAGUAUUUAUGUUAGACAAAGACGACUUCAAUAAGACGAUCGCAUGCUACCCGACUGUAUAUGAACAUAUUAAAGAGGUCGCUACAUGGAGACAUGAGAGGACAUGUGUCCUCGAUGAACGCCAUAAGAAUGAGAUGAGCCAUUCGAAUGAUAAUGAUAAUAGCGAUUAAUCCUGUAGAUAUAAGCAUACAGCACGCCAGGGGCCAAUUUCGUAAUAUAUCGCAAUUCCUUUCAAAGCUAAUAAUAGAUUUCGGAACGAAUAUUGAUUUGAAUAAUAAAAAAAACGUCGCAAUCGCUAUCGCAUGUCAAAUAGCUUCAACUAUUUGACAUGCAUUCAACUAUUUCAGUGACAUAUUGAAAUGUAUUGAGUUAUUUUCGGUCUAUGAUCGAAGUAAUUUAUGUAACUUUUAGCAUAAGUGUAUGGUAAUCUUGUUUGUGGCUCAU
This is a messenger RNA of Diatraea saccharalis (sugarcane borer), 2357 nucleotides long. The record is from the annotation of a GenBank genome assembly. NCBI's taxonomy places the organism in Eukaryota, Metazoa, Arthropoda, Insecta, Lepidoptera, Crambidae.